Messenger RNA from Dimorphilus gyrociliatus, 1299 nucleotides. NCBI's taxonomy places the organism in Eukaryota, Metazoa, Annelida, Polychaeta, Dinophilidae. The record is from the annotation of a GenBank genome assembly.
CUUUCUUUUUAAGUUUUUACAAUGGAGAGAGAAGGUCUUUUUUAUAAAGGUGUUCUAUUCAUUUUGAAAUCUAAUGAGAUAAAAUUUAAUAUACGUAUGAAAGGCUUUAAUCCAUUAAUGAUAUAAUAUUGUUUGUUUGCAGUACAUUUAGAUUCGUUAAGAUCAUCAGAAUUCUACAAUUGGACAUUAACGCUAAUAAUUAUGUUUGGACUAUCCGCAAGCUUGUUUAGUAUAACUAUGGCUGUACUGUUUUUAAAAGAAAGAGAGAGGAAAUAUACGAGAAAAUUGUCAACUUUGCCUGUUUACAAUUUUUUUCGACCGUCUAUUUCAACGAGAGGUUCUACGGACAGCUCAGUGUUCUCUUCAUUUCCCGGUUCAACGUUUAGAUCCGUUAGACAGUCUUCGAUUAGAUACCCAUCGUUUUCUGGCUUUCCUUAUACUGAAUAAACUUUUGUGGAUAUUAUUGAAAUAUGUCUAAAAAAACGUCUUGUUUUAUAUUUAGCCACCAUUUAUUGAAGCCGUUUAACAAAAUAAUGAGUAGUGUGUUAGGAAUAAUUGGAAAGAAUUUAAAAACAACUGGUUUAUCACUUUUUUCUUGUUUUAUUAACAAACAGAAGGUCUGUGAAGUUUCUGGUAAAAGGUUUCUUUAAAAACACUACUGUAUUAUUAAGUUUUCAUGUAAACUAGAAAAAUGUAUCGCACACCAACAUUAGUAUUCAAAAUUUCGCACUAAUGUUAAUUCUAAUAUACGUCAUAGUUAUCUAUUUAUGAGUCGUGAUGCUUCUAGAAAAACGGAAGACUAGCCAGUCUAACCAUACUAUUUUACGAAAGAACAUCGAAAAAAUGGCAGCGAAAUAUUUUAGCGCAGCUGAUAUUGAAGAAUUUCGUGACUGCUUUUAUUUCUAUGCAAAAGAGAAAGUUAUUUCCGAUACGAAACUUUUAUCAACUGUGAUGCGAUCCCUUGGUUUCAGUCCAACGAUUACCGAAAUAGAUCAAUAUUUUAAGAAAAACGAAAAAGAUAAUCGAAUCGAUUUUGCAACAUUCCUUGAGGUUUUACAUCAACAUAUGGAAAAGGAAAAAUGCCAGCAGGAUUUACUAAAUGCCUUCAAAGCUUUUGAUAAAAAUCAAACAGGAACUAUCAGUUACAAUGACUUUUAUCAUUUAUUAACGGCAACUGGAGAAAGACUGAGCGGCUCUGAUGUUGACAAGAUUUUCAAAGAAGCAGGUGUAUCUAAGGGUCAACCUAUUAAAUAUAAGGAAUUUAUGAAAGUAGUAUUGACCCCUCUUCCAGAUUAUUGA